Molecule: messenger RNA, 3339 nt
Organism: Lizanozyma spartinae
Lineage: Eukaryota; Fungi; Ascomycota; Pichiomycetes; Serinales; Debaryomycetaceae
Gene: LSB5
Product: LSB5 family protein
Exons: 3
Coding region: 1-3339 (1112 amino acids)
Biological process (GO): endocytosis; actin cortical patch localization; actin filament organization
Cellular component (GO): actin cortical patch
Molecular function (GO): ubiquitin binding; phosphatidylinositol binding
Source: RefSeq, a predicted model, not a curated record
AUGCCCUUAUUUGGAUCGUCACACCCUGAAACGUCUAUCACCAUUAAGGUGAACCAGAUAUGCGAGAACCGCAACUCUGAAAUUGAAGAUAUUGAAUUGCAUUUGAAUGAUUUGAUUGCCCUUGUUGAAGUUCAAAGACUUUCUGGUGCUACUGAAUGUGCACGGGCCAUAAGGAAAAAGAUCAAAUACGGUUACCAUGAUGAGCAGUUACGAGCAUUGUCAUUAUUGGAAUUGAUUACCUUGAAUGGUGGGUCCAAGAUUGCACCCGCAAUCUCUAAAGACUACAAAUUGCUAGAACUUCUUGAGUCUAUUAUUCGAGGAAGACUGACUGGUGGUGCUGGGGUGCCGUACCAUAAGCUGGUGAUAGUGAAAACAAUCAACUUGGCAAUUGGAUGGAAGGAAGAGUUUAGAGACUUGCCUGAUUAUCAGGGAAUGGCACAACUAUACAAGGUUAUCCCUAAGAACAUUAGGAAAUCGAAUAGAUCGAAGGAGAAUCAAGAUGUGACCGAUUCAGGCCAUAGUAAUAGUAAUAUGGAUUCUAAAGAGUCGAUAGACGAACCGUUCUCAAACAAUACCUCAACGUCCGCCUUUGCAUCUGGUUCAGGUUCUGCUACGAGGAAUGACGUGGGUAAGGGAGGUGAAGACGAUUAUCUGGCUGUCAAGAGAUUAUUAAAAGAACAAAAAUCGAAGAAGAAGAAGGAAAGACAAGAAAAGUACGCCAAAGCCCUGAUGGGAGGUAGCUCUGGACGUAAGAAGAAUAAGAAGAAAGGUAUUAUGUAUGCUGAUGAAGAAUAUGGAAUUCCCCAAAUUAAUUACACACUUGAAGCCCCGAAGAUUAGAGCUCUUAUAGCGGACUCCCAAACUCAUUCGACUGCCUUGAAUAAUGCAAUGUUGAGCGUUCCAAAUGGUACGUCUCCUAUGGACGAUUCAAAAUGCUCAAAGGAAUUUGAAAAGUGUAGAAGCUUGAGAAGAAAAGUAUUACGCUACUUGCAGUUUGUGGGAGCAGGUGAUGUUUCUCACAAAUCAAAGGAGGUAAUGGCAAUGGAUGAAGAAUUUUUAGGCAGUUUACUUGAAGCUAAUGAGAAGUUUGUUAAUACUUUUAAUAAGUUCGAUGCAGCUUGUGGAAACCCCACUCAAGAUUAUGACAACAAUGUGGGAGAUGAUUCUGAUUCCAGUUGGGAUAGUUAUUACGAUAGUGAUUCUGAUGACGAAGAUGAGGCUGAAGAGGCAGAUGAGAGUGUUUCCGAUGUAUCGAACCGGAUGGAAAACUUACAGGUCAAACCUAAAAAGGUUCCUCCACCAAGGCCAUCAAAGUCUUCCCAAUUGUAUGAAACUUUCCCAUUACAAACUCAGAAGACUUUUGGUGAUGACAGUAACCCUUUUGGAGAUUUCAAUGCGGUUGCUGACGCAAACAGGAACACGCCAAAGGCUCCUAAUGAAUCUGAGCAAGUUGCACAGUCUCUUUUACAUGUUGUAGCAAACUAUCAACAGGAUUUGCGAAAAGAGGUGAAGCAUAAGAUUUCCACAGAGCAGAAGAUCCAAUAUAAGAACAUAUCCAUAGCCAAACUCACAUACAAUUUGCAUAAAACAAUAGAACAUAAGAAUAAGAAGCUAUUGAAGUUAUAUCUGACUAAGGGAAACGAUACAGAAGAAGAAGGCACAUUGGCUGAUGUUUCUAAUAAUAAUACAUUGGACAAAGAAGUCAGCGAAACACUUAACUACGCUUUUAAAGUUUCAGGCAAAGUGCGCAACUUGAGUCAACGUCUUUUGGAAAUUGAUAAGAGGUUGAAUCAGCAAAAAUCAUUAAAGGUUAAACAAUAUCCUAAAUUGGUUUCUUUGCUUGAUAUUCUGAGUCUUGAUCAAACUACUAUGCACUCGUUACCUUCUUCUUCUUCGGACCUAAUACAUUGCCAUUCUACAUUUGAUGAUAAUUUUGACAAAGAGUCAAAUAAAGAAAUGGAACCAACAGCUACGGAAAUUAUGAAUGAAACGGAGCAAGAUUCACUGGUAUUGAAUUCAAACGUAGAUUAUUUGAUUAUUACCUCAGAAAACGACGUUCAGAAUGUUGAUCAAGAAGUUAUCGGUUCCGGUAGGGAUGAUGUCCAUGGAAUGCUAGUGGAAGUUGGUACUAAAAAGCCGACAGAUUACACUGAAAUCGGUAGUAACGAUGAAAGAGCCUCAAUAUUGGAUAUUAAGGAUACAGAAGAGUUUAACGAAGAAGAUUCUAUGGACCAACAAAAAUUUGAAGUGUUUAUGUCUGAAAGUAUUCAGAAAUACAGAGAGUUACAAGAGGAUAAAUACAAUGAUUCUGAUUUAUUUGAAAGUUAUGGUUUACCAACAUCAUCUAAGAAAGAUCAAAAUGAAUCAACACCUUUGGGAACCAAUAAUAGUAAAUUCACUACCAAUAACCCAUUGAACUUGUUGUACAGCAAUUUGAUUCUGGGUUCGCUGAUGGCCCUGCCCUCAACGGAGGAAUCAGCAACUUCGCUUAUUUUUUUACCAUCAAUGAGUGUCAAGCUGGCAGCCACUGUUAAACAAUCUUUACGUAACUCUCAUUUCAAGAAGCUUCGAAUUAAUGGGAAUCCAAUCACGUCAGCGACUUUCCAAAAUAUGAAAGACAAACCAAAAUGUGCCUGUGAUGAGCACAAGGGAAUAAGCAAUGAAUCCGAUUCACCAAUUAAAAUCAAUAAUAUGCCUGAUCUUGAGCAUUUGGAUAUAUGUUCAGAAAUCGAAGACGAAGAGCUCACGUAUAGCUCAUCGGCUUUAAACUCGGACGAAAAUGAAAGUGAUCUAUUGUUAGGCUCAUCUGAUGAUGAUUCAGACGAUAAUAUCGAGUCUAACGCAAUUUCAGAUGAAGGCGCUCUUUCUCGUGUGACUAAUGAGUAUUAUAUAUCGUUACAACGAAAGUUAAAGAGAAAGCGACGAACUCCGAAGCAAUUCAUCCCAGAGUUAGCAAAAGAUCGGGAUGAAUCUCCUACACCGAAACACAAGCCAUCACAUAGAACUUUGAAGCCAAAAAGAUCAAUUUUGAAAAGUACUCCGCACGGUGGACCAAAAAGAUUGGCAUUUUCAGAGGUUGAAAGUAGAGAAUGCCCACCAACUGAAGAAGCCGAUGUUAUAGAACAUACUCAACCUAUAAACACUAAAGACAAUAUUAUUAAUGUUCCCCACCAACUGAACUAUAGUGUUUCACCUGUUAUGGUACUGGGUACCAUUUUGACAUCCCCUGAAAGCGAUACCAUUGGACAAGAGGAAAUGACUAAGGAAAAUAGAUGCGAGGCUACUAAAGCACAAACAAUUUCUAACUUACGGGUGCUUUUGGAACAGGAUGCACAUUGA